Messenger RNA from Aptenodytes forsteri (emperor penguin), 13519 nucleotides. It is a transcript of the gene NBEAL1, whose product is annotated as neurobeachin like 1. The transcript has 54 exons. The record is from RefSeq and is a predicted model, not a curated record. Gene Ontology annotation, molecular function: protein kinase binding. Gene Ontology annotation, cellular component: membrane; cytosol. Gene Ontology annotation, biological process: intracellular protein localization. Lineage: Eukaryota; Metazoa; Chordata; Aves; Sphenisciformes; Spheniscidae. The coding region runs from base 247 to 8331 and encodes 2694 amino acids.
AAAACCGAAGCAGCGGUGGCGAAGAACGGACAUGCCUGACGCUUGUCUGCAGUUGCUUGUGUUGUGCUACGUUGUUUACCCGAAAAGGAGAGACUGACACCCUGUUAUUUUCAUCCUUGACUUCUUCUCGGGUUAUGAUAUAACUGUAAUAAUAAAGCAAAAACUGCGGAAAGAGCACCUGGGAACUGAGCAUGGUAGGAUCUUGAACAAAAAUAGCUGGUAUCGACGAAAAGAGGAAGGGAAGGAAUGGCAUCCCGAGAGAGGCUGUAUGAGCUUUGGAUGCUUUACUGCAGUAAGAAAGAUCCAGAUUACCUGAAGCUCUGGUUGGACAGUUUUGUUUCUAGCUAUGAACAGUUUCUGGAUGUGGACUUUGAGAAGCUGCCAACUAGGGUGGAUGAUGUUCCUCCAGGAAUAUCACUGCUUCCUGAUAACAUUCUUCAGGUCCUCAGGCUCCAGCUGCUACAGUGUGUCCAGAAAAUGUCAGAUGGACUAGAAGAGCAGCAGCAGGCUCUGUCACUUUUACUUGUGAAAUUCUUUAUCAUCCUUUGCAGAAAUUUGGCUAAUGUGGAGGAGAUUGGGAUGUGUUCAUACAUUAACCAUGUUAUCACCAUGACUACGUUAUACAUUCAACAGUUAAAAAGCAAAACAAAAGAAAAAGAAGUGGCAGAUCAGACCCCCAUAGAAGAAUUUGUGAGGCAUGCAUUGGCUUUUUGUGAAAGUCUCUACGACCCAUACCGAAACUGGAGGCACCGAAUUGCGGGACGUUUCCUUAGUACAGUUGAAAAGAGCAGACAGAAGUAUAAACCAGCCUCCCUCACUGUUGAGUUUGUCCCUUUCUUUUACCAAUGCUUUCAAGAAAGUGAACAUCUCAAGGAAAGCCUAAAAUGUUGCCUGCUACAUCUCUUUGGAGCUAUUGUGGCUGGUGGUCAGAGGAAUGCUCUUCAAGCAGUAUCUCCUGCCACCAUGGAAGUCUUGAUGCGUGUUUUAGCAGACUGUGACAACUGGGAUGACAGGAACCCUGAGGAAGUGAGCAGGAAGGCAGAGCUGACUCUGAAGUGCCUGACAGAAGUUGUCCAUAUCCUUCUAACCAGCAGUUCUGACCAGCGGCAGGUGGAGACAAGUACAAUAUUGGAGAACUAUUUCAAGUUGCUUAAUUCGGACCAUUCAGCUUUACCUAAUCCAAGGCGAUGCAGGCAGUGGGAGAGCAGGUUCAUAGCACUACAGAUCCAAAUGCUGAACCCCCCCUCAGCCAUGUUAGACUGCACAGAUAGGCCUGUUCUGCAGGCAAUUUUCCUUAACAGUAACUGCUUUGAGCAUCUCAUUCGACUGUUGCAGAACUGCAAGGUGUUUCAGGGACACCUAGACUGCUUGGCAGUAUCAACCAUUCAAGCCCUCACAGCAGUAAUGCACAAGUCUCCAGCUGCCAAGGAGGUCUUCAAGGAGAGGAUUGGUUAUGCACACAUAUAUGAGGUACUAAAAUCACUGGGUCAACCUUCACGGGAAUUGCUGGAAGAACUCAUGAAUAUGGCUGUUGAAGGUGACCACAUGGCUGUUGGGAUACUAGGCAUUAGUAAUGUCCAGCCCUUAUUGCUGCUUAUCCAGUGGCUUCCAGAACUAGAAUCACAUGACCUGCAGAUUUUCAUCUCAAAUUGGUUGAGGCGAAUCUGCUGUAUUAACAGACAGAGUCGUGCCACGUGUGUCAAUGCCAACAUGGUCAUCCGUAUCAUUGAGACACUAAAUUCCCACUCCGCGCUCCAUUGUGCUUGUGCAGAGAACCUGAUUGCCCUUCUGGGCUCUUUGGGGAGCCAGUCAAUGGGCUCAGAAGAACUGCUUCAACUAAUACGGCUCCUGAGGACUGAGGAACCAAAACGAGCUCACCCUUAUGUUGUUCCAGUGAUGCAAGCCAUUCUAGCAAUGGCCCGGAAGCAGGGCAUGGCUAGUGCCUUGCAGUAUUUCAACUUGUACCACAGCAUGGCCGGAAUUGCUGUUCCAUCAAUUCAUAAGUGGCCAGGCUCUGCGUUUUCUUUCAACGCUUGGCUCUGCCUUGACCAGGACCAGGUGGACCCUAGCAUGACUACCAAAAGUGGCAAGAGGAAGCAACUCUAUAGCUUUUUUACAGGAAGUGGUAUGGGUUUUGAAGCAUUUAUUACAUACUCUGGGGCAUUGGUGGUUGCUGUUUGCACGAAGAGGGAAUAUGCCACAGUGAUGCUGCCUGACCAUUGUUUUUUUGACUCUCUCUGGCACAACAUAACUAUUGUUCACAUGCCUGGAAAGAGGCCCUUUGGUCAGAGUCUUGUGUACAUCUACGUCAAUGGACAGCAGAAGGUCUCUGCCCCACUUCGAUUCCCUGCCAUGAAUGAAUCUUUUACUUCUUGCUGCAUUGGUUCAGCUGGUCAAAGAACAACAACUCCUCCUCCAUCUCAGAUACCAGAUCCGCCUUUUUCCUCCCCUAUUAUGCCCCAUCGGACAUCACUUGGGGGCAUUCUCUCUACAGGAAGUUGGGGUGGAAUGCUUGGAAAACCAGAGCUCAUCACCAAGAUGAUCUCAGCAGGGACUCAGGACAGUGAAUGGGGAUGUCCAACAUCUUUGGAGGGCCAACUUGGAUCAGUUAUCAUCUUUCAUGAAGCACUGCAACCUCCUCAGGUGAAAGCAUUAUAUUUAGCAGGUCCAAACUGUUUAACUCCAUGGAAGUCUCAAGAUGCUGAAGUAGCAGAUCUCCCCAGUAAGGUACUGCUUCAUUAUACACCAAAGGCCUGCAGAAACCCAAUUUGUCUUGACCUGUCUACAAAUCUUUUACAUGGAAGACUAACUGGAAACAAAGUAGUGAACUGGGACAUCAAGGAUAUGAUCAACUGUAUUGGUGGAGUAAAUGUGCUGUUUCCAUUGCUGGAGCAGAUCAGUUUUCUUGGUGGACAGAUGCCUGAGAAGUCUGAAGGGGAAAAUCUACCUCCAGAACUAGUUACUCCUGUAGAGGGAGACUGGGUGGUAUUGUCAUCCACAAAGGCAUCAGAAGCACGCCUGGAGAAGAACAUCGUUGCAACUUUCAUCUUGAUGAUAAAACACUUUAUUCAGAGACACCAUGUUAAUCAAGAAAAUCUCAUUCACUCCCAUGGAGUUGCCACCCUAGGAGCCUUGUUACAGAAGGUGCCAAGCAACUUAAUGGAUGUGAAUGUACUGAUGGCUGUACAGUUGUUGAUAGAGCAAGUCUCAGUAGAAAAGAACAUGCACCUUUUGCAACAGAUGUAUCAACACUUACUUUUUGACUUCAGUAUCUGGAACAGUGGGGACUUCCCCUUCAGAAUCGGGCAUAUACAAUAUCUUUCUACAAUCAUCAAAGACAGCAGAAGGCUCUUCAGAAAGAAAUAUGGUGUGCAGUUUCUUCUAGACACACUCAGAAUUUAUUAUGGGAGUGGCUGUAAAGACAGUGAUUUGGCUCCUGAUGACCUGAGAACAAUACGGACAUCCCUCUAUGGACUGAUCAAAUAUUUCCUGAGCAAAGGUGGAACACAUGAAGAAAUACAGAGCAUCGUAGGAUACAUAGCUGCCACCACUGAAGAGGAGCAGCUCUGUGGAAUUCUGGAUGUUCUCUUCAGCCUACUUCAUUCCAGCCCAAGCCCAGACCAGCUUUUUUUAUUGCUUUUUGAACCAGGGAAUGCUGAUAUUCUUUACGCUCUGUUAUUGCAUCAAAGAUACUCUGACAGGCUUAGAGAACUUGUGUUCAAGAUUGUGGAAGAGAUGCUGAAAUGUACUAAAGUUUAUGAACGUAGUAAGCAUCGUAUGAGACUCAGAGAAGUGGGAUACUCUGGACUGGGGCUCCUUCUGAAUGAAUCGCCAGUUACUGUUUCUCUUAUUAAAAACCUUCUUAACCAAGUUCUGUAUGCAGAUCCUGCUGUGAAUUAUAAAGAUCUCGUAGCUGUAGUGCAUCUGGCUCAUAGAUCAGAUAUAAACAUGAGAGUUGUUAUCUGUAGAAAGGUUUUCCACCUUUUGCAUUCCCAAUUGGAUGCAGCACAACAGAUUUCUCAGCAGCUGGGGUGGCAGGACACUUUGAUUAGACUAUUCCUGAAAGAAAACUCAGAGGUCCAGAUUGGCUUUAAAGAGAACAGGGCUGAUUCCUCAAGGGAAGAGGAAAAAAAGCCUCCUGCUGAAGAGCUUCAGAAACAUCAACCUGAUAAGACAGAGGGAGGCAAAACUGGCAGCUUUGUGUCUGUUAAUGGUCUGUUUGAUCAGUGGAGUUUAGAAGACAACAAAUCCCUGGAUGUCCCUGCUCAUUUCUCUGUUAUGCCACUGGAAGAUGCAUCCACAGCAGAGAUGUCUUUUAGGUCGGAGGACCGAGAAGAAUUGUGGCACAGUAAUCCUUCACAUUUGAGUUUAGAUCUCUCCAGUAUUGACUCUUAUGAAUUGGCUGACAUUGUGAAUCAGAUGACAGAUAGCCAGCCCAGCACACCGUCACCUAUAGAGAACACAAAACCAUUCUCUGGGCAGCCUGACAAAGAGCUGGGCGUUAUAAAUGAUGUGGGCUUCGCUGAUCUUUCUUUAUUUGAAGACCAAGGAGGGGGUGAUAAUGAACUCAUACAGUUACUUACAGACAUCCUACUGUGUAUAAUGUGGAAAGGCAUUGAAAAAUCUGAUGAUGCUGCUUGGAUUGAGAGAGGACAGGUGUUUUCUGCACUGACUAAACUGGGGAUAUCUAAUGAGUUGCUGCGACCUUCUGAUGAAAUAAAACUCAACUUGCUGGAGAAGAUGUUAGAAUGGUCAGUCACUGACAACAGAGAUUCAAAAGCUCUCCCUACACAUGCUGAAAAUGCCUUCAAGCUCUUGUUAAUUGUACAAGAUUUCCUGCAGGCAGAAGGACUAGUUAAUUCAAAUUUAUGGACAGAAAAGCUCUUGGAAGAACUAGUGACUCUCAUGGAUAGCCUGUCAGUCUGGUACUCUGCUGGCCUAGAAGCAAUGAGACUUUCACAGGUGCAAGUCCAGUUGCUCCUUGGAUUCAUUGCACAAGAUAACUUACAGGUCUGUGCUAUGGCAGCAGCCAAACUAAACACCCUCCUUCAGACCAAAGUAAUUGAGAGCCAGCCUGAAGCAUGCUACCUCUUGGGGAAACUGGAAGGCAUCCUGAGUAGAUCAAUUGAAGAGAAGACAGAAACUUACUCAUUUUUGAUUCCCCUUGUUCGGACAUUGGUAUCUAAGAUUUAUGAACUUCUCUUCAUGAACCUGCAUCUCCCUUCAUUGCCUCCUACCAAUGGCAGCCCAUCUUUCUUUGAGGACUUUCAAGAAUACUGUAGCUCUGAUGAGUGGCAAGUUUAUAUUGACAAAUAUAUUAUUCCAAAUAUGAAGCAGUAUGAAGAGAAUUCAUUCAGACGUGAUCAGGAGCAGAUGGCACUUUAUUGGAAAGAUUGUUAUGAAGCAUUUAUGGUGAACAUGCACAAGCGAGACCGGGAGAGAGGAGAAAGUAAGCUUAAAUUUGAGGAGCAUUUUGUGGAACCAUUCAGCAGAAAGGCUCGACAGGAAAAUCUGCGGUACAACAGUAUGCUAAAGCAACUUAAUAGUCAACACACAGCUACUCUGAGACAGUGGAGAGCAGCCCAGCUUUACUUGCUCUCUGAACGUGGUCCUUGGUCUGAAAUGAAACAGCAUUGUAUUUACUGGAAACUUUCAAAUGUGGAAAAUUUUUCACGUAUGAGACUAAAACUAGUGCAGAAUUACAACUUCAGCUCUCAUCAGGAUGCUAGUGACCUGAGAGAUAAUUUAGGUGUGCACCAGACACAGCCCUCUAGUGAGUCUCUGCUUCUGGAGGUGGUGAAGCAGGUGAAAGUGAGUGACUUGGAAGAUGAUGUUCUUGAACUACCAGAAGAAGACACAGCAGCUAGUUCCAAUUUGGAUGAGAAGGACGAGCAAAGUCAGAAAGAAAAGCUAAUAUUGUCUGAAGACUGUGAACUCAUUACAGUAAUUGAUGUGAUACCUGGCAGGCUGGAGAUCACUACCCAGCACAUCUAUUUCUUCGAUGGUAGCAUUGAAAAAGAGGAAGGGGUAGGUUUUGAUUUCAAAUGGCACCUUUCUCAAAUUCGAGAGAUACAUUUGCGUCGGUACAACCUGAGGAGGUCAGCUUUGGAGAUCUUCCUUACAGAUCAAACCAACUAUUUCCUCAACUUCAGUAAGGAGGUACGAAACAAAGUAUAUAGUCGAAUAUUGUCACUGCGUUCUCCAAAUAUUUCUGGGACCAGAUCUCUGCAGGAACUUUUUAAAGCUUCAGGUUUGAUGCAGAAAUGGGUGAAUAGAGAAAUAUCCAACUUUGACUACCUUAUUCAGCUGAACACAAUGGCAGGACGAACUUACAAUGACCUUGCUCAAUAUCCUGUGUUCCCCUGGAUUUUACGAGAUUAUACUUCAGAAGAACUGGACCUGAAUAAUCCUGCAGUCUUUAGGGAUCUGUCCAAACCCAUAGGGGUGGUAAAUGAAAAGAAUGCUAAGGCUGUGAAAGAGAAAUAUGAGAAUUUCGAGGAUCCUCUUGGAAUAAUUGACAAAUUUCACUAUGGGACACAUUACUCAAAUGCUGCGGGUGUCAUGCAUUAUCUCAUUCGGGUAGAACCUUUCACAACACUUCAUAUCCAACUUCAAAGUGGCAGAUUUGACUGCGCUGACAGGCAGUUCCACUCUAUUCCUGCUACCUGGCAGGCUCUCAUGGACAACCCCAAUGAUGUCAAGGAACUUAUCCCAGAGUUCUUCUACUUCCCAGAGUUCCUGGAGAAUCAAAAUGGUUUUAACUUAGGUCAGCUUCAAAUAUCCAAAGAGGUGGUAAAUGAUGUUGUUCUCCCCAAAUGGGCCCACUCCCCAGAAGACUUCAUCUAUAAACACAGGAAGGCUCUGGAAUCUGAGUAUGUUUCUGCUCAUCUUCAUGAAUGGAUAGAUUUGAUUUUUGGCUACAAGCAGAGGGGACCAGCUGCAGUGGAGGCACUCAAUGUGUUCUAUUAUUGUACUUAUGAAGGAGCUGUGGAUUUGGAUGCUUUAACAGAUGAGAAAGAAAGGAAAGCUUUAGAAGGGAUGAUAAACAAUUUUGGGCAAACUCCCUGUCAGCUGUUAAAGGAGCCCCAUCCGCAAAGGCUGUCAGCAGAAGAGGUGGUGCAAAGACUAACUAAAAGUGAUACCUCUACUCUGAAUCUCUUCCAGCACCUCACUGAACUGAAGUCAUUCUUCAUAGAGGGAAUCAGUGACGGUGUGCCCAUUGUCAAAGCUGUUGUCCCCAGAAAUCAGUCACGUUCCUUUAUUUCUCAGGGAAGCCCAGAGAUCUUGGUAACGGCAAGUCUGAACUGCAUUAUUGGAACUCAUGGUUGGCUACCCUAUGAUAAAAAUAUCUCCAACUAUUUUACAUUCAUCAGAGAUACCACAGUGACAAAUCCCAAAACACAACGCAACAUGAGUGGUCCUUUUGCACCGGGGCUGGAGAUCACCUCUAAGUUGUUUGCAGUAUCCCAUGAUGCAAAACUGCUCUUUAGUGGAGGACACUGGGACAAUAGCAUCAGAGUGACAUCUCUUACAAAAGGCAAACUGAUUGGACAGCACAUCAGGCACAUGGAUAUUGUGACCUGCGUGGCAAUAGACUACUGUGGAAUUCAUUUAAUUUCAGGCUCCAGAGAUACUACCUGUAUGAUAUGGCAAAUAGUUCAGCAGGGAGGAGUGCCUGUAGGCCUGGCACCUAAGCCAUUACAGAUCCUUUAUGGGCAUACUGACGAAGUUUCGAGUGUUGGCAUCAGCACUGAACUGGAUAUGGCAGUGUCAGGAUCCAGGGAUGGGACUGUUAUUGUCCACACUAUUCGGAAAGGUCAGUACGUGAGGACUUUGCGACCACCUUGUGAGAGUUCUCUCCUGCUGACUAUUCCCAAUCUGGCUGUGUCCUGGGAAGGCCAUAUAGUUGUCCACACCAGCAUAGAAGGAAAGACUACUCUUAAGGAUAAGAAUGCAUUACAUCUCUAUUCUGUCAAUGGAAAAUAUCUGGGUUCUGAGACUCUGAAGGAGGAAGUGUCAGAUAUGUGUGUGACUGGCGAGUAUAUCGUGAUGGGCAGCUUACAGGGAUUUCUUUCCAUACGGGAUCUCUACAGCCUGAGUCUCAGCAUCUCCCCCUUAGCCAUGCGACUGCCAAUUCACUGCAUUUCUGUCACGAAAGAGUAUAGCCACAUCCUUGUUGGCUUGGAGGACGGCAAGUUGAUUAUCGUUGGUGUUGGCAAGCCAGCAGAGAUGCGCUCAGGUCAGCUUUCCCGAAAGCUGUGGGGAUCAAGCAAACGGCUCAGCCAGAUUUCAUCAGGAGAGACUGAAUAUAACACUCAAGAUUCCAAGUGAUUGCUGCUUCUACCUUCUCUCAUGGAUUCCAGAAACAUAUUUAAUCUUUUGGUCACUUUAAUUGUAUAGCUCAACUUUCAGGGGCUUGAUUCUUAAGUCUGUUGAAGAUGAACCUAUGGUAGAGGUAUAGUAAUAAGCAUAUGUACUCAUGCAAGUUAGCUUGCUUGCAUAUUUUUCCUUAACUGUGUUGACUUGGUCACAGCAGAAUCCCUCUCUAACUAGCUGCUAAAACUGUGCUUCAGGAAAAAAGAAAAGAGAUGGGAAAAAAAACCCCAAAAAAACAAAAAAGAAAAACCCAAAACCCCCCCAAACCUCCAAACCCAAGCUUGCUAAUUGAAUUUAAGAUAAGUAGCAUUUGAUUUAAAGCUGUGUAUGGCCAGAUGCUCCUUGAUCACAAAGAAGGUAUUUGGCUUUGCUUUGACAGCAUUGUAAUUCCCCAGCAGUAAAUUAAAAUCUGGCAGUUAUAAUGGUCAGAUUCAAAAUUGGGAUAGCUGAUAGUAAUGACCUUUUCUAUAUGGUUUUUAGGCCAAUGAACAAUUUAUUGCAAUUUGUUCCUGUAAAUGGCUAUUGCUAUCUUCUUUUGUGUAGUUUCAGUUUUAGGCUGUUCUGCAAGGAACAUCUGUGUUGCACUACUUGAUUAUCAGAAAUUGUUUAAAGUACAGGCAUGAAUAACUUCAAAGGAGUUGAAGGUGGUGAAGGAGCUGAAGGAGGUAGGAAAUACUUGCUGCUGAAAAUUAUUUAUAUUGUUAAGUAGACUAAGACACACACCAAGAAAUCCCAUAAUAUAUUUAAUGUCUUGAAGAAAUACAAAGGAAGACUCAGUAUCUAUAUUGGUCAAAGAUCAAUCUGCUUCAUUAAUAAGGCAACUCCUACAAACCAAAGAUAAAUUUCCACUGCAAAAUCAUUUAAACAACAUUGCAGCACAAUUUAAUUAAAUAGCACCUGUUUGUUUCUUGGCUUGGUGUUCACCAAACCAGUUAGCCAUAUUUUUUUUUUCUGUAAAAACAAGCAGGGAAACAGAUAACGUAUCAAUUUUCAAGAUGUGUUUAAGACCUGGGAAAAGAAAAUACCAGAUCCUUAUGUGCGCUAUAUCCAACGAAAUAGUUAUGGAUUGUAUGCUGUAUUUUGGAGAAGCCAUUACUGAAUUUUUUUGGUUUAGGGAUAGGUGAUGGUGACAGAAGGGUGUGUGUUUUCCUAUCUUUCUGACAUUUUUAUAAUGUUAACGAUUUAAAUGAUAAACCCCAUACUGUUGGAGAAGCCUGGUGCUGAGGGAAAAAUAUGAAUUUUUGGAUCAGCGUGCAAAGGUAUGUGUGCAUGUGUAUAUAUGUGUGUAUGUUUGUGCGUGUGUAUAUAUAUGUAUAUACAUGUAUGUAUGUCUAUUAAAAGGACAAAAUACCAUGGGGUAAGGGGAGUAUAGAUAUGCGGCAGAGCUAUAAGUGAUUGUUAGCUAGUAUGUUCCCUUUUGGCUACCCCUUUCUUCCCUCUACCAUCACUUUUCUUGUUAUUUUUAUUUAUUUAUGGAAAUGAAUGUGUGUUGUAUCUCCUAUAAAUGUUAUCAGAUAUUCCCUGUGGCUGGGGAGCUGUUGACCUACCUGAGGAACUCCAUAAUGUAUAAUCUCAUUUCAUUAACUUUUAGCACAAUAUUUAUUAACUUUGUAGAACUAGUAAUACCUCCUUACCCCGCAAAAGGAUCAUCUUUACAAGUUCUGUUAGUCUCAUUAAAACUGUUUUCUCCUCCUCAAUUUCUUUACUGGAAAAAAAAAAUCCCUCUUAAUGACUGAUUCGCGUGCUGUGUAAAGAAAGUUGCGUUGCUUUUUCUUAACUUUUGUAAAUGAAAUAAUAAAUCAGACUAGUGAACAAGUGGGUCUAUGCAUAGCUGCAGUAUUCUAACUAAUCACUGUGACAGACUGGAUCGUCUGGAAAGUUAGGAGAAAAUAAGAAUUAUUUUCCUGAGUCACUUGCCAAGAAAGCAUUAAAUUUCCAAGAGUAGAGCGGUGUGGUUUUUUCAGACUCCAUGUAUGUGAAGAAAACACAUCCCGUAUUUUCAAAUAAGCUAUAGAGAAGUGAAAAAUACUAUUUUUAAUCAAUUACCUAUCCAGUAAGAAUACUAAGGAUACUCUGGAAGUAUUAAGUGUGUAUAGGAGAAUGUGAAGUAUGUUUGUCCAUUAUGAUUUCAUGAAGAAAGGAUUUCAGGGGAGCGCUUUUGAGAGUAGUUUAGAAGAAUUUCAGCUCAGAAUGUGUGAUUUUUCUGUGUUAUGGGAAGUUGGAAAAAAAGAACUCAUUUGGGGCAUUGAGUUGAUGUUUUUUGUAAGUAUGCAUAUAUGUUCUGUUUAAAUGCAUAUAUGAGGUUAAGUGUUUACUUGCAGGGGAAGGGGGCAGGAAAUUAUGUUUCGGGCAGAAUCAAGUGGAAAAAUUGAGGAGCUAGGUCUUUUGUAGUGUUUGGUGAGAGCAUAGUUUUCUUCUUGUCAGUUGCACAGAGGGGUUUGCAUAAGGGUUUGAAAAUGUCCUACUGUGGAUUAGGUAUGUUUAUACAACAGUUGAAUUAAUGUUUUUAGUAGUUUAAUAUUAAAGAAUACUGAAUACACUGUGUCAGUUUAAGUAAAAUAUAAUGUAGUUGCAAUAAUUGGGGAUGAAAGAGUUUAUGGUGAAGCGCUUUGACAUUUGAAUACCAUCAUUUCAGUGCAUCGCAAGCAUUAGGUGAUCCUCACAAAUAUCUGGGACAGGUUUAAAUGUAGACAGUUCUUGGGCUCUCAAACUUGAGGCUAGUUUGUGCUCUGCACAAAGCAGCAGCAGCAAAAUGAGGAGGGGGACAGGUGAGCUCUGAGCUGCUUCAUGCUCUACGCAGAAUGGCAACCGUUGCCUUUUGAUCUUUUAUCUGGUCCUUGAGGAUGGGAGGGUAUAUACCAUCACACGCUUAGCGUUCUUGCCAGAGGCCCUCUGGAAAGACCCGCAUAGGUUUGAAGGUCUGCACUUUGCCUUUAUCUAAAACCAGCUUUAAAUAAAAGAUACAGGUGGUAAGUGUGAGCAUUAGCUGGUAUGUUGUUUCUUUCGGUUUUAACUUAUUUGUAUAAGUCUCUUUAGAAAAUAAUUUUUCUGAUCAGCUGUUUAGAUUGGUUGAAUUGCAGUCUGUUAUGCAGUGCACUGUGAAUUAGUGAACUGACUUUCAUAAUUCUUUGAUUUCCUCAAGUCAAUAAAGCUUAGCAUCACAUUUUGUUUUUCAUGUAGUAUUGGUGAAAUAAGAUUCUCCUUUGUUUUUGAACGAAGAUUUAUUUAAGUGUAAAAAGUAAAGCUGUGAGAUGAGAGAAUUCUGAUUAGGAAUUCGGAAUAAACAAGUCUUAAGCGACAGUUGGUUCAUAACACUACAUUUGUCAAGAUCAUCUUGGUGUUUUCUUCUUACAUUUAAUUUUUGGUACAACCCUAAUGAUGUUUAUCAAAGUUUAACAUAUACUUACCUUUGAAGCUGAGUAAGUAAAUAGGAGUGUAAAUACAUAUAUCUAAAAAACUGAAAACUGACUCUCUUUUCAUACCUGUAUAUAAGUGAGAUCAAGUAGUUAGCAAUAUUGAGUAACUUCUCCCUAGCACAGUUUUGAACUUGCAUACCAAAGGAUGAUAUUUAGAAGACAUCUCUCCUUUAUUUCAAGUAAAACGUUUGUUAAAUUUCUCUUUAUCAAUUUACUUAUAAUUCUUGAUAGUAUUCUUAGUUGUCUUUUUGUCUGUAGUGAAGAAUCUUACCUAGUCUGUGCAGUUUUUGUACUAUACGAGCAUUCAGAAAGUGAAAUGUUUGCUGUUCAAGUUAGCAUCUGACUUACGUAAAUUAUUCUGUAUCAACAUACUUGUUGUCUAAUACUUGCUCAUAGGAUAUCUAGAAACCAUGUCUUCUAUCAUCCAUAUACCUUACCAACACCAGCACAAAAUAAUAAUCCCAAUCUUAAACUAACUGCACUUCUCCUGAUGGUUAAUACACAUUGUGGAAAUUAGGUUUCAGGAAGACGGUUUGAUUUAAAAAGGGAAAAAAAAAAAGGUAACAUCCCCACACACAUAUUACAGUUGUUUUGCUAAUCUGCAACAUUGAUAUAAACAAGCUUUUUUCCCCUGGUAUACCUUAGAUUAUGAAUAUUAUCACAAAACAGGUUUAUCAAAGUCUUUACAGGCUUUAAAUAGUCUAGUCAAUUGGCUGCUUUAUAAGGACCCUCUUUGAAGUUGUAUUUCUGUGUCCUUUAAAUGAAGCGCAAAGAACUAAGUUUCUGCACUGUAAAGAUUCUGUAUGGGAGUGGUAACAGUCCUACAUCAGUCUGCUUUAAGAUAGUCCUGCAGGAAUGAUAAAUUUAUUUUUAUUUGUAAUGCACAAUUAUUAGGCAGGUCUUUUAACUCUUGCCUUAGUCAAUGGGAGCUGUAUACCUCACUUCCCUAGACCAUGUCUCCCUUCUCCCUGUUCCCUCUGCAAGUCUUUCCCAAUCUCAAUUAAAAAAAAUCAUUAGAAAAUACGUGUACAGCAACCAAAUGCUUCACAAAGCUUUUACCGUGUAUGUGUAUUUAGUUGAAAAUGUGUAUCUAUAUAUGGAUUAUGGUAUGGUAGGGAGCUUUAGAGCUAGGGAGGGGAGUAGAGGAGGUGUCAGCCUCCUUCCACUCCUACAUUGAGAGUCUGUGUAGGCACUUGCUCUGUAUUGUCCCCUGAAGGCACUCCUCUCUUCCACUGUUAAAGGCACCUUGCUGGCUAGGUUAGAUGCUGAGGCUAGGUGCUGUGAAUAUUUUUUUUUUUCCUUUCAAAGAAUUAAAAAAAAAACAAACCCACACGCAUAUAAAUGCAUAUCCUAAUGUGAACCUAAGGCCUGAUCUAAUAAAUACUGUUAGAUGAAAGCACUACAUAGGGUUAUAUUUAAUUGGGUGGAAAUUCAAGCAUGUGCUUCAGUGCUUUUUAGAAUGGGCUUUUCAUGCUUUUUGGUUUAAAAGCUAUGUUGGUUUCAGCUGUAAACAUGAUACUUGUUAGUAGUCUCCUUUUGGGGAGAGUAACAGUUUUUGUGCAGUCAUAUGCCUGUGGUUCAUUGUAUACCAAUGUUAGACUCAACUGAAGUGUUUGGAAGAUGUCUUUCCUUCCAUCCCAAGGAGCCAAAUUCUCCUUGUUAUUACUAAUUGCCCUUGUUAGCACAUACUUUUAAAGGAAGCAAGGGGUUUCUGAAAAGCUACUGCA